UCCAUUUUUUCCUCUCUCUCUUCAAACCGACUGAUCAUCUCUCUCUCUCUCUCAUGAAUCAUCCAAAUAUGUGAGAACUGAAGCUUGUUGACGCCAUUAAUGGAGAAUUACUGAAGAACUCUUCAACAAGAACAGCAAGAACAACAAGAACAAGAAGAAGAACAAGAGGAGAGAGAAAAAAGGUGUGAGCUUUAAUGGCUUCCUCCAAUAUUAAAACCAGCUCCAUCAGUGAAGAAGAAGAAGAAGCACGACAACUACUCCAUCAUCAUCAUCAUCAACAACAACAACACCAACAACAACAACAUCAGCUUUUGCAAACUCCAAACUUUGUCAUCCCCAAAAAUCCAUCAUCAUUCAGCUUCCAAAAUCAAGACUUUCAUCAUCAUCAAUUACCUUUCUCCAUGAAUCUCCCUUCCAUCUCUCCAAAUUUCAUAAGCAAAGAUGGAGGAGGUGAUGAUUUGGGAGAAUUGGAUCAUGCCCUCUUUCUAUAUCUUGAUGGACAAGAACCCUCCACAAACAUCACCCAACAAGAUCAAAGACAGAGUACGGGGAUGAGGCCGCCGACGUUGAACAUCUUCCCGUCGCAGCCGAUGCACGUCGACCCAUUACCAGCAAAAGCAAACACAGCAUUGGUUAACCAUGGUGAUUCAAAGAUCAAAGCAUCAGAGCCAUCCAAGGAGUUGGCCAACCAACGCAGCGGUGGAGCCACUCCAUCCGGACCACCCCCAAACCCAAACCCAACUACAACAAUCACCGAACCUCAUGCCAAACCUCCAAAACGUGAGGCUAAUAAGAAAGGGCUGACCUCAAGCUCAGAGCAAGAAGGACCCAAAACUCCAGACCCCAAGACUCUUAGAAGGCUGGCUCAGAACCGAGAGGCUGCAAGAAAAAGCAGGCUAAGAAAAAAGGCCUAUGUUCAGCAGUUGGAGCUGAGUAGGAUUAAGCUGACGCAGCUGGAGCAAGAGCUACAAAGAGCAAGAACUCAGGGUAUGCUUGUGGGUGGCGGAGCAGCCAUUUUAGGAGCUGACCAAGGACUUCCCCCCGGUUUCCAUAACCUCAGCUCCGAUGCUGCGGUGUUCGACAUUGAGUAUAGGCGGUGGCAGGAGGAGCACCACCGGCUGAUGUGCGAGCUCCGAGCAGCUGUGCAGGAGCAUUUACCGGAAAACGAGCUCCGAUUAUUUGUCGACAACUGCCUUGUCCACUACGACGAGGUUUUGAACUUGAAAAUGAUGGUGGCUAAGUCCGACGUCUUCCACCUCGUCUCCGGCAUGUGGAAGACGCCGGCGGAGAGAUGCUUCCUGUGGAUGGGCGAUUUUAGGCCAUCUGAACUCCUUAAGAUAGUAAUGGGUGAAAUAGAGCCAUUAACUGAGCAUCAAAUAUUGAACAUUUGUGGAUUGCAACAAUCCACACAAGAGAGCGAAGAGGCAUUGUCUGAAGGCCUUGAAGCCCUUAACCAAUCCUUAUCAGACACCAUCGCCGCUGAUUCAUUGAGCAACCCUCCCAAUAUGGCUAACUACAUGGGCCAGAUGACCUUAGCCAUCAACAAGCUCUCGACCCUCGAAGGCUUUGUACGACAGGCAGAUCAUUUGAGACAUCAAACCAUUCAUCGAUUGCAUCAAAUGUUGACGACCCGACAAGCUGCACGAUGUCUGCUAGCCAUUGCGGAGUAUUUUCAUCGGCUUCGAGCUCUUAGUUCCUUGUGGUUAGCUCGACCGAGGCAGGAUUGACUCGGAAGUAUACCUUACGACAAAAUCUUAACUUCUUCCCUUUUAGUUCUUGAAGCUCUCUCUAAGAUAUAGCUAUAGAACAUGAGAUAUAGAUAAAUAAAAUAGUUGUUGAUGAACCAUUUUGUGUCACUAAUUAUAAAUAUACAAAGCAAAUAGGUCUUUGAUUCCUCAA
Messenger RNA from Cucurbita moschata (crookneck pumpkin), 1899 nucleotides. RefSeq names its product bZIP transcription factor TGA10-like. The record is from RefSeq and is a predicted model, not a curated record. Bases 195 to 1727 code for a protein of 510 amino acids. The transcript has 11 exons. Lineage: Eukaryota; Viridiplantae; Streptophyta; Magnoliopsida; Cucurbitales; Cucurbitaceae. Gene Ontology annotation, biological process: DNA-templated transcription; regulation of DNA-templated transcription. Gene Ontology annotation, molecular function: DNA-binding transcription factor activity; sequence-specific DNA binding.